CAGUCUUUCGUGUGUUUUCUUCGCAGCCGCAUUGGAGAAUCGGAGCGAGCAGGGAAAAUCCGUUUCUCAGUCGCGUUCUCCUCGUGUCGCCGUCGGAAUUCGGUUUGCUUUCCCAGAAUCUGGCUAUAAUACCAGUAAAUAUAGUAGCAAUAUACGAAAGAGUGUCCAAGUUAAUACCCAAGUGCUGUGCAGACAAAUUGAAGUUGGAUCGACUAUUGCAGCCCCUGAAAAUCUCUGUUCGCCGCGGUUUAUUUUUGUUUUCGUCACCGUUUUCUGUCGCCGUCGCCGUUGUCGUCGCCGCUGCUUUUUCGCCGCGUGUGAAAAGUUUGGUGAUAAUCGUUUGAUAAUACAAUUUCCUUAAAUUUCCGCAAAAAGCAAAGUGUGUGUUUCGAAAAAGUGGCUGAGAAAAGCCAACAGCGAAUACUCAAACAAAACAGCAGCAGCACAACAAAUACGCGGAGUAAAAGGCGAAAAGAAAUAUUGUUCAACAAGUCAAACGAGUUCUUUUUGGCUCGCUUCGGCCGUGUGGCUAAAGAUACAACAACAUUGUGUUUGUGGCAGCGGGUUUUCGCCUUGCUUUUUUUGUUGCUGCCGCUUGCGCGUUUGGUAAAAUAUAUUGGCAACAGCCGUAGCAUUUCAGCGCUUUAAAAGCAGCAGCGCCGCAGCUAAGAAAGGCCACAAAAUAUUUGCCAUGGCCAAGUUGGAAGGAGGCAACCUCCGCCAAGGGCGCUCUUAGCUCCUUUUAGAGUUCUCCCACCCAGAGAGGAUUCUCGAACCACGAAAGCCGCUUUGGAACCGGCGCCGCCAGGAAAACGAUGACGAGGACGUCCGCUGGGAGUCACCAGCCGAAGGACUUCACAAUGUUCCAUCGAUGCCGGAGAUGCUCCAUCAGCAAAUCGAGAUCUUCGCCCCCCGCCCUGCAUCCUUCGCACAUGCUGAGGAGCAGCUUACUCUGCCUCAUGGUGAUCCUGCUCGCGGGGUCCUCCCUGGCCGCCUCCAGUGACAAGGAGCGGGAGCGCAGGCUGGAGGUCUUCGAGGGCGUGGCCGUGGACCACCAGAUCGGCUACAUAGGGGACUUCGACGGGAUCGACAGUGGGCCUCCGUACAUAAUCGUGGCGGAGGCGGGAGUGGAGACGGAUCUGGCCAUAGACCGGGCCACGGGGGAGAUCCGCACCAAGGUGAAACUGGACCGGGAGGCGCGGGCCUCCUACAGCCUGGUGGCCAUUCCCCUGAGUGGCCGCAACAUCCGGGUGGUGGUCACGGUGAAGGAUGAGAACGACAACGCCCCCACGUUCCCGCAACCCUCGAUGCACAUCGAGUUCCCGGAGAACACGCCCCGGGAGGUGAAGAGGACCCUGCUCCCGGCCAGGGACCUCGACCUGGAGCCCUACAACACCCAGAAGUACAACAUCGUUUCGGGGAACGUGAACGACGCCUUCAGGCUCUCCUCGCACAGGGAGCGGGAUGGCGUGCUCUACUUGGACCUGCAGAUCAGCGGCUUCCUGGACAGGGAGACCACGCCGGGCUACAGCCUCCUGAUCGAAGCCCUCGACGGCGGGAGUCCCCCGCUGCGGGGAUUCAUGACCGUCAACAUCACCAUCCAGGACGUGAACGACAACCAGCCGAUCUUCAACCAGAGCCGGUACUUCGCCACCGUUCCGGAGAACGCCACCGUGGGCACGAGUGUCCUCCAGGUCUACGCCUCGGACACGGACGCCGACGAGAACGGCCUGGUGGAGUACGCCAUCAACAGGCGGCAGAGCGACAAGGAGCAGAUGUUCCGCAUCGACCCCCGGACAGGGGCCAUCUACAUCAACAAGGCCCUGGACUUCGAGACCAAGGAGCUGCACGAACUGGUGGUGGUGGCCAAGGACCACGGCGAACAGCCGCUGGAGACGACGGCCUUUGUGUCUAUCAGGGUCACCGAUGUGAACGACAACCAGCCCACCAUCAACGUGAUCUUCCUCAGCGACGACGCCUCCCCGAAGAUCUCGGAGUCCGCGCAGCCGGGGGAGUUCGUGGCCAGGAUAUCGGUGCACGACCCGGACUCGAAGGCGGAGUACGCCAACGUGAACGUCACCCUGAACGGCGGGGACGGACACUUCGCGCUGGCCACCCGGGACAACAGCAUCUACCUGGUGAUAGUCAACCUGCCGCUGGACCGGGAGAUGGUCUCCAACUACACGCUCAGCGUGGUGGCCACCGACAAGGGAACGCCGCCCCUGCACGCCGCCAAGUCGAUCUUCCUGCGCAUCACCGACGUCAACGACAACCCGCCGGAGUUCGAGCAGGAGCUGUACCACGCCAACGUGAUGGAGGUGGCCGACCCGGGCACCUCGGUGCUGCAGGUCCUGGCCCACGACCGCGACGAGGGCCUGAACUCGGCCCUCAGCUACUCCCUGGCCGAGACCCCCGAGACGCACGCCCAGUGGUUCCAGAUCGACCCCCAGACGGGCCUGAUCACCACCCGGUCGCACAUCGACUGCGAGACGGAGCCGGUGCCGCAGCUCACGGUCGUGGCCAGGGACGGAGGCGUCCCGCCGCUCUCCUCCAGCGCCACCGUGCUGGUGACCAUCCACGACGUGAACGACAACGAGCCCAUCUUCGACCAGAGCUUCUACAACGUUUCCGUCGCCGAGAACGAGCCCGUGGGCAGGUGCAUACUCAAGGUUUCCGCCAGCGAUCCGGACUGCGGGGUAAACGCCAUGGUGAACUACACUUUGGGCGAGGGCUUCAAGCACCUCACGGAGUUCGAGGUGCGCUCCGCCUCCGGGGAGAUUUGCAUAGCCGGGGAGCUGGACUUCGAGCGGAGGAGCAGCUACGAGUUCCCCGUCCUAGCCACCGACCGCGGAGGCCUGAGCACCACGGCCAUGAUCAAGAUGCAGCUGACGGACGUGAACGACAACCGGCCGGUGUUCUAUCCCCGGGAGUACAACGUCUCGCUGAGGGAGUCCUCGAGCGGCCCCUCGCAGGCCUCCUCGAGCAACCCGAUCGUGGCGGUGGUGGCCACCGAUCCGGACUCGGGCUCCUUCGGCCAGGUCUCCUACAGGAUCGUGGCCGGCAACGAGGCGGGCAUCUUCCGGAUCGACCGCUCCUCCGGCGAGAUCUUCGUGGCCCGGCCGGACAUGCUCUCCGUGCGCACCCAACCCAUGCACAUGCUGAACAUCUCGGCGACCGACGGCGGUAACCUGAGGAGCGGCGCGGAUGCGGUGGUCUUCCUCAGCAUCAUCGACGCCAUGCAGCGGCCCCCGAUCUUCGAGAAGCCCCGGUACAACUACUACGUGAAGGAGGACAUUCCGAGGGGCACGGUCGUGGGCUCGGUGAUUGCCACGAGUGGAGAUACCGCCCAUCGAAGCCCCGUGAGGUACUCGAUCUACUCCGGCGAUCCCGAUGGCUACUUCAGCAUAGAGGCCAGCUCUGGGAACAUUAGAAUCGCCAAGCCCCUGGAUCACGAGGCCAAGUCCCAGGUGCUGCUGAACAUCCAGGCCACCUUGGGCGAACCCCCUGUUUACGGACACACUCAGGUCAACAUUGAGGUGGAGGAUGUGAAUGACAACGCCCCGGAGUUCGAGGCCAGCAUGGUCAGGAUCUCGGUGCCGGAGAACGCGGAGCUGGGAGCUCCACUCUACGCUGCCCAUGCCCACGACAAGGAUUCGGGGAGCAGUGGCCAAGUCACCUACAGCCUGGCCAGGGACUCGGGCAAGAGGCUCUUCGCGAUCGAUGCCAGAUCCGGCCACCUGGUCCUAUCCCAGCACCUGGACUACGAGGCCUCGCAACGCCACUCCCUGGUCGUGACCGCCACGGACGGAGGAGUCCCGAGCCUCUCAACGAACCUCACCAUCUUGGUGGACGUCCAGGACGUGAACGACAACCCGCCAGUGUUCGAGAGGGAGGAGUACUCCGUAAACGUUUCCGAAUCCCGAGCGAUCAACGCGCAGAUUAUUCAGGUUAAUGCCAGCGACCUGGACACCGGCAACAACGCCAGGAUCACCUACAGGAUCGUGGACGCCGGAGUGGACAACGUCACGAACUCCCUCAGCAGCUCCGACGUGGCGCAGCACUUCGGGAUCUUUCCCAACUCCGGCUGGAUAUACCUGCGCGCUCCGCUGGACCGGGAGACGAGGGACCGCUACCAGCUGACGGUUUUGGCCACGGACAACGGCACGCCCGCCGCCCACGCCAGGACCAGGGUCACGGUCCGAGUGCUCGACGCCAACGACAACGACCCCAAGUUCCAGAAGGCCCAGUACGAGUUCCGCAUCGAGGAGAACCUCAGGCGGGGAUCCGUCGUGGGAGUGGUGGCCGCCGGGGAUCUGGACCUCGGCGAGAACGCGGCCAUAAGAUACAGCCUGCUGCCGGCCAACUCGAGCUUCCAGGUGCAUCCCGUCACAGGCGAAAUCACCACCCGUGAGCCGCUCGACCGGGAGCUCCGCGAACUGUACGACCUCGUGGUGGAGGCCCGCGACCAGGGAACCCCGGUGAGGAGCGCCCGCGCUCCCGUCCGCGUCCUGGUGACCGACGUCAACGACAACGCGCCCGAGAUCGCGGACCCGCAGGAGGACGUGGUCAGCGUGCGGGAGGAGCAGCCGCCGGGCACCGAGGUGGUGCGGAUCCGGGCCAUCGACCGGGACCACGGGCAGAACGCCUCCAUCACCUACUCGAUCGUGAAGGGGCGCGACUCCGACGGACACGGCCUGUUCAGCAUCGACCCGAGCAGCGGGCUCAUCCGGACGCGGGUGGUCUUGGACCACGAGGAGCGGAGCAUCUACCGCCUGGGCGUGGCCGCCUCCGACGGCGGCAGUCCGCCCAGGGAGACGGUGCGGAUGCUGCGCGUCGAGGUCCUGGACCUGAACGACAACCGGCCGACGUUCACCAGUUCCAGCCUGGUUUUCAGGGUACGCGAGGACGCAGUCGUGGGCCAUGUGGUCGGCUCCAUCAGCCCCACCGAGCGUCCGGCGGAAGUGGUGCGCAACAGCGUGGAGGAGUCCUCCGAGGAGCUGCGCGUCACCUACUCGCUGAACCCCCUCACCAAGGACCUCAUCGAGGCGGCCUUCGACAUCGACCGCCACUCGGGGAACCUCGUCGUGGCGCGCCUGCUGGACAGGGAGGUGCAGUCCGAGUUCCGGCUGGAGAUCCGGGCCCUGGACACCACGGCCAGCAACAAUCCGCAGAGCAGCGCCAUCACGGUGAAGAUCGAGGUGGCCGACGUCAACGACAACGCCCCCCAAUGGCCGCAGGAUCCCAUCGAUCUGCAGGUGAGCGAAGCCACGCCCCUCGGCUCGAUAAUCCACAACUUCACGGCCACGGAUGCGGACACGGGAACCAACGGGGAGCUGCAGUACCGCCUGCUGCGCUACUUUCCUCAGGUCAACGAGAGCCUCGAGCAGGCGGAGCCGCUCUUCGGGCUGGAUUCCUUGACGGGAUCCCUCUCCCUGCAGGCUCCCCUGGACUUCGAGGCCGUGCAGGAGUACCUGCUCGUGGUGCAGGCCUUGGACCAGUCCUCGAAUGUCACGGAACGACUGCAGACCUCGGUGACCGUGCGACUCCGGGUUCUGGACGCCAACGACAACGCCCCGCAGUUCGUCUCCCCCAACUCGAGUGGUGGCAAGGCGGCCUCGCUCCUUAUCAGCGAUGCCACCAGGAUCGGCGAGGUUGUGGCCCACAUCGUGGCCGUGGACGCGGACUCCGGCGAAAACGGGGAGCUCACCUACGAGAUCACGGGAGGCAACGGCGAGGGCCGCUUCAGGAUCAACCCGCAAACGGGAGUGAUCGAGCUGGUGAAGUCCUUGCCUCCUGCCGCCGAGGACGUGGAGAAAAGCGGCCGCUUCAGCCUCAUCAUCAGCGCCAAGGACCACGGACAGCCGGAGCCCAAGAGGAGCUCCCUGAACCUGCAACUGGUCGUCCAGGGCAGCCACAACAACCCACCUCGAUUUCUGCAGGCGGUCUACCGAGCCACGAUUCUGGAGAACGUUCCCAGUGGAAGCUUCGUCCUGCAGGUCACGGCGAAGUCCCUCCACGGCGGCGAAAAUGCCAAUCUGAGCUACGAAAUUCCCGCCAGCGUGGCCAACGACCUCUUCCACGUGGACUGGCAGAGGGGAAUCAUUACCACCCGCGGUCAGUUCGAUCGGGAGUCCCAGGCGCACUAUGUCCUGCCCGUCUACGUGAGAGACGCCAACCGCCUGGCCACUUCGUCCUCGUCCGCGGUGAGGAAGCAGCGCUCCUCGGAGAGCAACGGAGAGCCUGCCAAUGGGCAGCACUUCGAUGUGGCCACGGUUCACAUUUCGAUCGGGGAUGUCAACGACAACUCCCCGGAGUUCCGACCCGGAUCCUGCUACGGUCUGUCCGUUCCGGAGAACAGCGAGGCGGGAGUCAUCCACACCGUGGUGGCCAGCGACCUGGACGAAGGUCCAAACGCGGAUCUCAUUUACAGCAUUGCAGCCGGCAACGUGGGCAACAAGUUCUCCAUCGACGCCCGGUCCGGGGAGCUGAGUGCGCGACCGCUGGACAGGGAGCAGCAGCACCUGUACGUCCUGCAGAUCCAGGCCUCCGACCGGGGGCAGCCCAAGAGUCGCCAGGGCCACUGCAACGUGACCGUCCUGGUGGAGGACCAGAACGACAACGCGCCGCGCUUCAAGCUGAGCAAGUACGUCGCCAGCGUGCAGGAGGACGCCCCACUCGGGAGCAGCGUGGUGCAGGUCGGUGCAACCGAUGCGGAUCUGGGCGUGAACGCCAGACUCGUCUACUCCCUCGCUAACGAGACCCAAUGGCAGUUCGCUAUCGACAGCCAGAGCGGACUAAUCACCACCGUCGGAAAACUGGAUCGCGAGCUGCAGGCGAGCUACAGCUUCAUGGUUUUGGCCACGGACGGAGGGCGCUAUGAGGUGCGAUCGGCCUCGGUUCCGGUGACGAUCAACGUGCUGGACGUGAACGACAACCGGCCCGUCUUCGAGCGGUACCCCUACACCGGGCAGGUCCCGGCCCUCAUACAGCCGGGGCAGACCCUGCUGAAAGUGCAGGCCCACGACGCCGACCUGGGAGCCAACGGGGAGGUUGUGUACUCCCUCAAGGCGGAGAACUCCGCGGUGAGCGGCAAGUUCCGGAUAAACCCCAGCACGGGGGCCCUCAGCGCCUCGCAGAGCCUGGCCAGCGAGUCCGGGAAGCUGCUGCAGCUGGAGGUGGUGGCCAGGGACAAGGGCAGCCCCACGCAGUCCAGCCUGGGCCUCAUCGAGCUCCUGGUGGGAGAAGCGGCCCCCGGGCUGCCCGUGCUCCGCUUCCAGAACGAGACCUACCGGGUAAAGCUGAAGGAGAACUCCCCGUCGGGCACGAAGCUCCUCCAGGUGGUGGCCCUCCGGAGCGACGGCCGCCGGCAGAAGGUGCAGUUCUCCUUCGGCGCCGGCAACGAGGACGGGAUCCUCUCCUUGGACUCCCUCUCGGGGGACGUGCGGGUGAACAAGCCGCACCUGCUCGACUUCGACCGCUUCGCCACGCCCUCGAUGUCCGCCCUGAAUCGCGGCAGGUCGCUGCACUACGAGAUGGAAGCGGAGGAGCCCCCGGAGGAGAACGCGAGCAACAGCACCCGAUCGCAAAGGGCCCUGACCUCCGCCUCCUUCGCCCUGACCAACGGCCAGCCCAACGAGAUCCGCGUGGUGCUGGUGGCCCGCAGCACGGACGCCCCUGCACUGGCCACCUACGCGGAGCUGGUCGUCGAGCUGGAGGACGAGAACGACAACAGCCCGCAGUUCUCGCAGAGGCAGUUCGUGGCCGCCGUGUCCGAGGGCACCAGCAAAGGAGCCUUCGUGGCCCAGGUGCAGGCCUUCGACGCGGACGAGGGCGCCAACGCCCGGCUGAGGUACCACAUCGUGGACGGGAACCACGACAACGCCUUCGUCAUCGAGCCCGCCUUCAGCGGCCUCGUCAGGACGAACAUCGUGCUCGACCGCGAGAUCCGCGACCUCUACAAGCUCAAGAUCAUCGCCACGGACGAGGGGGUGCCCCAGAUGACGGGCACCGCCACCAUCCGGGUGCAGAUCGUCGACGUGAACGACAACCAGCCCACCUUUCCGCCCAACAACUUCGUCGCCGUCAGCGAAGCCACUGAGCUCGGAGCCGUCGUAACCUCCAUUUCAGCCAACGAUGUGGACACCCAUCCCGCGCUAACCUACCGCCUCGCCAGCGAGUCCCCCCUGGAAUUGGAGAACCUGUCCGUCUUCGCCCUGGAUCGGUACAGUGGAAAGCUGGUCCUGAAACGCCGCCUGGACUACGAGCUGCAGCAGGAGUACGAGCUGGAGGUGAUUGCCUCGGACGCCGCCCACGAAGCCCGCACCAUCCUCUCCGUUCGGGUGAACGACGAGAACGACAACGCGCCGGUGUUCCUGGCCCAACAGCCGCCGGCAUACUUCGCCAUCCUGCCCGCCCUGCCGGAGAUCGGCGAGGGUCUCUCCGCGGAACUGGAGCUCCUCACGGUCAACGCCACCGACGCGGACUCGGAGGGCAGCAACUCCGAGGUCGCGUACUCCAUCGAUCCAGUGGUCGAGGGCUUCUCGGUGCACCCAUCGAGUGGCGUGGUUUCGGUGAACAUCAGCAGGCUGCAGCCCGCCGUUUCCCCCAGCGGCGACUACUUCGUGAGCAUACUGGCCAGGGAUUCGGGCAAGCCGGCGAUGAGGAGCUCCACGUUGCUCAGGGUUCAGGCCAGCGAGAUCGGCGCAGGGCGCUCGCAGUUCCUGCAGACCCAGUACCGAGCCCAGAUCAGCGAGGCAGCUCCGCUGGGAGCGGUCGUCCUGCAACUCGGCCAAGACGUGCUGGAGCAGGCCUUCUCCAUCGUCUCCGGGAACGAGGAGGCCGCCUUCGAGCUGCUGCAGUCCAAGGCUAUUGUGCUGGUGAAGCCUCUGGAUAGGGAAAGGAACGACCUGUACAAACUCCGGCUGGUGCUGAGCCACUCGCACGGGUCGGCCAUCUCGGCGAUCCCGGCGAGCGCCAACUCGACGGCGGGCAUCUCGGUGAUCAUCACCGUGCUGGACGCCAACGACAACGCCCCCGUCUUCGAGCGGAGCGCCAAGUACGAGGCGGAGAUCAGCGAGCUGGCGCCCCUGCGGUUCUCCAUCGCCCAGCUGCAGGCGGUCGACGCGGACCAGGAGAACACCCCCAACUCGGAGGUGGUCUACGACAUCACCUCCGGCAACGACGAGCACAUGUUCACCAUCGACCUCGUCACGGGCGUCCUCUUCGUGAACAACCGCCUGGACUACGACUCCGGAGCCAGGAGCUACGAGCUGAUCAUCCGCGCCUGCGACAGCCAUCAGCCACGCCCCCUCUGCUCCCUGCAGCCCUUCCGCCUGGAGCUGCACGACGAGAACGACAACGAGCCGCGCUUCCCGCUCUCCGAGUACGUGCACUUCCUGCCCGAGAACGAGCCCGUCGGCAGCUCCGUGUUCCGGGCCCACGCCAGCGACCUGGACAAGGGGCCCUUCGGCCAGCUCAACUACAGCAUCGCCCCCGCCCCCAGCGACGAGGCCUCCUGGAAGCUGUUCCGCGUGGACCCCGACUCCGGGGUGGUCACCUCCGGCGCCGUCUUCGACUUCGAGCAGCGCCAGCGCUACGACCUGCGGCUGGUGGCCUCCGACAUGGGCGGCCGCAGGGCCACGGUGGCCGUGCGCGUGGAGAUCGAGUCGCGGGACGAGUUCGCGCCGCAGUUCUCGGAGCGCACGUACCGCUUCGUGCUGCCGGCGGCGGUGGCGCUGCCCCAGGGCUUCGUUGUCGGCCAGGUGACGGCCUCCGAUGGCGACAGUGGCCCCGACGGCCGCGUGGUCUACCAGCUGAGCGCCCCGCACUCGCACUUCAAGGUGAACCGCACCAGCGGCGCGCUGCUCCUCCGGCGGAAGCUGAAGCUGGACGGCGAGAGGGAGGGGGAGGGGGUCGUGUACGCCGAUGGGCGGGACAUCAGCCUGGUGGUGUCGGCCUCCUCGGGACGGCACAACUCGCUGACCAGCAUGGCGGUGGUCGAGAUCGCGCUAGAUCCUCUGGCGCAUCCGGGCACCAACCUGGCCAGCGCAGGAGGAGGCUCCUCCGGCGGCUCCAUGGGCGACUGGGCCAUCGGCCUGCUGGUGGCCUUCCUCCUGCUCCUCUGCGCCGCCGCCGGCAUCUUCCUGUUCGUCCACAUGCGGAGCCGCAAGCCGCGCAACGUGGUCAAGCCGCAUCUCAGCUCCGAGACGGUGGGCGUGGGCAACUCCAACAGCUACGUGGACCCCAGCGCCUUCGACACGAUCCCCAUCCGGGGAUCCAUCACCGGCGGGGCGGCGGGAGCGGCCUCCGGCCAGUUCGCCCCGCCCAAGUACGACGAGAUCCCGCCCUUCGGCCCGCACGCCGGCAGCUCCGGCGCAGCCACCACCUCCGAGCUCUCCGGCUCGGAGCAGUCCGGCUCGAGCGGGCGCGGGUCGGCGGAGGACGACGGGGAGGACGAGGAGAUCCGCAUGAUCAACGAGGGCCCGCUGCACCACCGCAACGGCGGAGGCGGAGUCGGAGGAGGAGGGGGCGUGGGCAGCGACGACGGGCGCAUCUCGGACAUCUCGGUGCAGAACACGCAGGAGUACCUCGCCCGGCUGGGCAUCGUGGACCACGACCCGAGUGGCGCUGGUGGCGGGGGCGGGGCCUCCAGCAUGGCCGGCUCCAGCCACCCGAUGCACCUGUUCCACGACGACGACGCCGCCACCUCGCGCUCGGACAUCACGAACCUCAUCUACGCCAAGCUGAACGACGUCACGGGAGCGGGCUCGGAGCGGGGGAGCAGUGCGGACGACGCGGGCACCACGGCGGGCUCCAUCGGGACCAUUGGCACCAUCGGGACCAUCGGCACCGUGGGCAUCGGCCACGGGCACGGCGUGAUGGGCAGCUACGGCGAGGUGCCCGUGCCGGUGCCCGUGGUGGUGGGGGGCAGCAACGUGGGCGGCUCCCUCAGCUCCAUCGUGCACAGCGAGGAGGAGCUGACGGGCAGCUACAACUGGGACUACCUGCUGGACUGGGGGCCGCAGUACCAGCCGCUGGCGCACGUCUUCUCGGAGAUCGCGCGCCUGAAGGACGACACCCUCUCGGAGCACAGCGGCAGCGGCGGCUCCUCGUCCGCCAAGAGCAAGCACUCCUCCUCGCACUCCUCCGCCGGAGCGGGCAGCGUGGUCCUGAAGCCGCCGGCCCUCGCCCCGCCCUCCCAUAUCCCGCCCCCGCUGCUCACCAGCGUGGCCCCGCGCGCCAUCAACCUGCCGCUGCGGCUGCCGCCCCACCUGAGCCUCGCCCCCGCCCACCUGCCGCGCUCGCCCAUCGGGCACGAGGCGAGCGGCAGCUUCAGCACCUCCUCGGCCAUGUCGCCCUCCUUCUCGCCCUCGCUCUCGCCGCUGGCCACCCGCUCGCCCUCCAUCUCGCCGCUGGGGGCGGGCCCGCCCACGCACCUGCCGCACGUCUCGCUGCCCCGCCACGGCCACGCCCCCCAGCCCAGUCAGCGGGGCAACGUGGGCACGCGGAUGUAGGUCGGCGAGGGAGCUAAUAGUAUUACUGCACCACCCACACGAGCACACUCCACCCACCCAUCACGACUGCUGUACAUAUCACACACACACACGCACACACAUUAAGUUAGGAUCGCGGUGCAGACGUGGUCAUCGGAACGGUUCACUUCCCCCGGAACAGAAGGGAGCACGGAUGCACCGCAGUAGGAGUAGCGACCACAAAGCCAACAAAGACUCUCUGAGCUCCCUGGCCUGCCACAAGCCAAAAGCGAGGAGCAGCAGGAGCCGGAACAGCCAUACUUGUAAGCAUUUAGGGCCUAGACUAGCACCACCACUAGCACUUAGUAGCCUGAGCAACCCGCAUAAGUAAUAAGUAGCCCGUAACGUAGAAGUAGCGUAGGACCGACCCAACUAGUUUUACGAGCCAAGUGCACUUAUUCCAUUCCAACUCCACUCCACUCCGAGCUCCGAAAUUGUAAAAAGUUGUUUUAGAAAACGUCGGGGAGAACUCUCUCGAAGGCCUUGUAUAAAUCCGAAUCGAAGCGAACGAAUCGAAGGGGAUCGGAGGAACCUUCAAGUAACAUAUAGUACAUUAAGCAGUUACCAGUUAUUCACUAGUUACGUAUAUUAUGUAGACGUAUGUAUGUACAUGCCUAGCCCUAGACUAGACUAGCCCUAGUGUAUGUCCACCUGUGUGUGAUGCUACUCGAGUAAUCCCUACGUUCUAGCAAAGCUGUAAAAAUGUUCACCAGUCCGAGGACCUCCAGUUGCUAAGCCUAGUUUGUAAUAGCUAAACGAAAGCAAGAGAAUAAAUAUUUAAAGUAAAAUAAAUGGAAACGAAAGCAUAAAAAAUGCA
Messenger RNA from Drosophila ficusphila, 12348 nucleotides. It is a transcript of the gene ds, whose product is annotated as protein dachsous. Gene Ontology annotation, cellular component: plasma membrane. The record is from RefSeq and is a predicted model, not a curated record. The transcript is spliced from 12 exons. NCBI's taxonomy places the organism in Eukaryota, Metazoa, Arthropoda, Insecta, Diptera, Drosophilidae. Bases 816 to 11513 code for a protein of 3565 amino acids. Gene Ontology annotation, molecular function: calcium ion binding. Gene Ontology annotation, biological process: homophilic cell-cell adhesion.